GAUCUGCAUGUGGGACGGGCGCGCUCGCACCCGGAGAGAGCGGCCCUUGGCGCCCCCGAAGCUCUGCCCCGGCCGCGCGGGAGGACGAGAGGGAGGAGCAGCGGGCCCGGCCCGGCUCCCUGCACGCCGCGGCCCGGGAGCAAGGGCUCCCUGGAGGGAGCUCGUGGCGUCCCAGACCCGGAGGAGGGACCCGGAAGCAGAAGCACAGCCGCCAGUCGAGCCGAGCCGCUGCCCCCGCUGCCCGCCGGCGCCGGGUGGGGGUCCCGGCGGCUGGAUGGGCAGCGGCGGCGCGGGCCGCGGGCGGCGAUGGGCGAGGAGCAGAGCACGGUGAGCGGCGGAGGGCCCCAGGAGGCAGGAGACCCCACCGGAGGCUCCACGGGCCACCCUGAGCCCCCGAGGCCGCGGGGGGACAGCGGUGGGGCGCCCGGGCCGUGCACCGCCUCCGUGGAUCCAAGUGGCGGUGGCUGCGGAAGCGACUCCGGCUGCGUGGACACGAGCGCCCAGGAGCCCACGCGAAGCCGGGGGCCCCCAGGCUGGACGGAGAGCCAAGCACCCAGGCAGCCCGCGGGAGUGGCACUCACCGUGCCCCUCAAUCCCCAGACUUUGCAACAGCAGCUGGAAGAGGAGGAGGAAGAAACUGGGGACCGAAAAGAGGGAGAGGAUGAACAGCAGAAGGUGCCCCCCGGAGAGGAGCCGAAGCCCAGGACCCGCGUUAGGUCCCCGGACUCGGUGGUCUUGGACGUGCUGGGUCAACGGCGCCCGCCCGCCGCCAAGAGGCAAGUCUUCUGCUCCGUGUUCUGCGUGGAGAACGACCUGCCCCAGGACCCCACCACCGAGAAGCUCUCGCCGCCUGCCUCGCCACCUCGGACUCCGCCGGUGUUGGACCCUCCCAGUGCCCCCGCCUCCUUUCUUAGCCCUCGGCUGUCCCUCCCGACGGACCCCCUGUCCCCCGAUGGCGGCAGCAUCGAGCUGGAGUUCUACCUGGCUCCCGAGCCGUUCUCAGUGCCCAGCCUGUUGGGAGCUCCACCCUACUCUGGCCUGAGUGGGGUAGGGGAUCCCUAUGCGCCCCUCAUGGUGCUGAUGUGCCGGGUGUGCCUGGAAGACAAGCCUAUCAAGCCCUUGCCCUGCUGCAAGAAGGCCGUGUGCGAGGAGUGCCUCAAAGUCUACCUGAGCUCCCAGGUACAGCUUGGCCAAGUAGAAAUCAAAUGCCCUAUCACAGAAUGCUUUGAAUUCCUGGAGGAAACGACGGUUAUCUAUAACUUAACGCAUGAAGACUCCAUCAAAUAUAAAUACUUCUUGGAACUUGGCCGUAUUGAUUCCAGCACCAAGCCAUGUCCUCAAUGCAAGCACUUUACAACCUUCAAGAAAAAAGGACAUAUUCCCACCCCUUCCAGAUCAGAAAGCAAAUACAAAAUCCAGUGCCCCACUUGCCAAUUCGUCUGGUGUUUUAAGUGCCACUCUCCUUGGCAUGAAGGUGUUAACUGCAAGGAGUACAAAAAAGGAGACAAACUGUUGCGUCACUGGGCCAGCGAAAUUGAGCACGGACAGAGGAAUGCCCAGAAGUGUCCAAAGUGCAAGAUCCACAUCCAGAGAACUGAAGGAUGUGAUCAUAUGACCUGUUCACAGUGUAACACUAAUUUUUGUUAUCGAUGUGGAGAGAGAUACCGCCAGCUCCGUUUCUUUGGAGACCACACAUCAAACCUCAGUAUAUUUGGAUGCAAAUAUCGCUACCUCCCAGAGAGACCUCACCUAAGGAGAUUAGUGAGAGGGUCUGUCUGUGCUGGAAAAUUAUUUGUUGCACCUCUAAUCCUGGUCCUGGGAUUAGCACUAGGGGCCAUAGCGGUUGUAAUCGGUUUAUUUGUAUUUCCUAUCUAUUGCCUUUGUAAAAAACAGAGAAAACGAUCACGGACAGGUAUGCACUGGUGAAGUGCAGAUGAUUUCAUCUAACUAAGCUGGUCUGGGUAGGAGCUAUACCGAAGUGCACACGCACCUGAGAGUCGCGUCCUGAAUCACACGGAGAGGAGCCUCCUGCCGUCUCAAGUCCCCGUGAUUCUCCGCAGGCCACAGUGCCGCGAGCUCCGAUACACUCCCAACAUGGUAUCCUGUCCUCUCCUUAUACUGAUUGCUGCUUUUAAACAAUGAUUACUUCCAUACACUAUAAACAUCUAUAUCAUUCUGACCUUCUUAAUGGGUCUUGGAAGAAAUUAUUUUAAAUAAGAACCAGUUAUCCUCAGAAUUGUCUGAGCAUGCCUCUCCUGAGAAUUGCUUGGACUGUCUUCAUACCUGAACCUUCCUCCAGCCCAUCCUAUUAGACUUGGUGUAAACAGCUGAAUUCCCACUUGUACCAACAAGCAAGUCCACUCUUCAGAAGAUAAAGGCUCACCAUGUGCCCUUGUUUUCAUCUGUGGCCCAAGCAGUGUAAUUCCUUCAUCCUUCAGAUGGCAUAAUUGUCAAAAAUCUCAGUGCUCUAAAGAGAAUGAAACUAAAUUAAUGAAAAGAAUCAUGAGUUACUGAAGUAUACAUGUGUAGAGGUAUGAAUGUGUGUGUAUAAGUAUCUGUAUUAAAACUCAGCCCAGUAACUUUGUACUUGUCAAGUUCCAAUGCUCUAUACUAUUUUUCCACAUUUUCGUAGAUAUAUUUAAAGAUGAUGGUUCCAUUGUGGGCAUAAUUUGGGAAUAUGCUGAAUUAAAGUCAAUAUAGACAACAGGCUAUUUUGAUGUUGACCCUUUCUAUUUCUUGGUUUCUCUUUGUCACACACAUACACACACACACAGAAAUGUGUGCCUUAUCAUCCCCAAGGAUUAUCAAACUUUAAAAACUGACAAAACUCAUUGAUUUUUUUUUUUUUUUUGGAAAUUUUUAAGACCUCAACAUUCAGCCUUUUCAGACUUCUAUUUUGGCAUACAUGCUUCACUAUAUGAAUAAAUCCUUUAGGCAAAAUUAGUUAACUUAAAUAGCAAGUUUGCUGUAGAGAGAACCACUUAAGCCUUUAAAUAAUCUUUAUUCUGCUAAAUUUUUAAACAACUUGUAAAUACAGAUAGUUUUGCUUUGGGUAAAGAUAUAGUAUUAUUUACUACCCCGCCCUCUUUCUUACCUCUUUAUUUCUCUCUUUUUAAUUUGUCCCCAAGUUUUUCAUGAAAACAAAUACUAGUUUUGAAGGAUUUUUAUGUUUACUGCUCUUAUGCAUAAUGUAUUGGUCCCUUCUUCUGGUGGGGUAAUUUGAAAACAAUACUUUUGUGUUUAGGGGUCUAUUUAAAAUAUAAACUGCUUUUGGAGAAGGAAAUCAUAAAAAUGAAGGAAAUAUUUUCUGGAAGUUCUUCCAAGCUGAGAUGUCUUUAAAAAUAAGAAAGGGACAAGUAACUAAAUUAUGUUAUUCCUUUGUUUUCAUCACAAAAGUUCGUCAUCAGAAAGGAAGUAAACACACCUAAGAUGCCUAAAGUUUUCACUUGUUUCCAAUCCUUAAAUUACCUAUCUGCAUAGAUGUAGCAUUAAUUUAACAGCAACCUGUGUGAACUGAAAUAGGUUAUGUGACAAAACAUGCAUUAACAUGGAUAGGUUGUCUUGUUAGUCUCCAUGGUUUAAGAACAUCUGAUUUUUAUUUGACCUAAGAAGCCCAUGAUAAUGACAUUUACUUGUAUGGAUAACAAGCCAGCACAUUUCCAUUCUUUCUGAAUGACACUCAAAAUUGCUAUACUAUAGUUUCUGGACUAGACUAUUUCCAGUUAGAGGAUGUAUCAUUUUUGGUUCUCUAAUGACUUAUUACUGAAG
Molecule: messenger RNA, 3768 nt
Organism: Pteronotus mesoamericanus
Lineage: Eukaryota; Metazoa; Chordata; Mammalia; Chiroptera; Mormoopidae
Gene: RNF217
Product: ring finger protein 217
Exons: 6
Coding region: 307-1926 (539 amino acids)
Biological process (GO): positive regulation of proteasomal ubiquitin-dependent protein catabolic process; protein polyubiquitination; ubiquitin-dependent protein catabolic process
Cellular component (GO): cytoplasm; ubiquitin ligase complex
Molecular function (GO): ubiquitin protein ligase activity; ubiquitin conjugating enzyme binding; zinc ion binding
Source: RefSeq, a predicted model, not a curated record